This is a messenger RNA of Sinocyclocheilus anshuiensis, 714 nucleotides long. RefSeq names its product protein SPT2 homolog. Gene Ontology annotation, molecular function: DNA binding; histone binding. The coding region runs from base 93 to 359 and encodes 88 amino acids. Gene Ontology annotation, cellular component: nucleolus. The transcript has 3 exons. NCBI's taxonomy places the organism in Eukaryota, Metazoa, Chordata, Actinopteri, Cypriniformes, Cyprinidae. The record is from RefSeq and is a predicted model, not a curated record. Gene Ontology annotation, biological process: transcription by RNA polymerase I; nucleosome assembly.
CUACUCCUGCUAUUUUUAAAGGACCAGCGUUGCCCCCCAUAACAUCCAAUUAUAAACGGAAGUAUGAGGAUGAGGAAGAUUUAGACUCUGAGAUGGACGACUUCAUCGACGAUGAAGGAGAAGACCAAGAUGAAAUUUCAAAACAUAUCAGGGAAAUCUUUGGCUAUGACAAGUCCAAAUAUAAAGAUGAAAGUGACUAUGCAUUGAAGUUUAUGGAGAGCAGCUGGAAGGAACAGCAGAAAGAGGAAGCGAGGAGUUUACGCCUGGGCAUCAAGGAGGAUGAAGAGGACAUGCGUAUGGAGGAGGAGGAGGAGAUGAAAAAAAAACUAGCAAUGAAAGCAAAGCGGAAAAAAAUGUAGUUUACCAUGCUUGACUUUGAUCUCGUCUUAUUUUGGGUGGGAGGAACCGAGUGGAAUGGAAAUGCUUUCCUUGUGCCGCUGAUGUUACACUAUUUAUUUGAAUGCCCAAGCCAUGGGAGCAGGUUUGCACUAUCAAGAGCCCAUCUGAGAAUCACAAUAGCAUUUUUUUGUAUCUGUAGAAACCAUGAAAGUAUAUCGAUGUGGAAGCCUUACAUCUCAAGCACCAACUUCCAGAUUGGACCUGAUUUAGGGAGAGUUAUUUUAUUACUUGUACUAUUUAAUUGGUGAAAAAAGACAGAAGACUGCCAUUUUUCCAAUGUAUUUUUUUGUUAAAGGGAUUUGACAGAUUCUGUUG